UCCUUGCUCAUGUGGAUAAAAGCUUUGGGCCUCGUUGGAGUCAGGGCACCUGAGUGCAGAGAAAGCCACAGUCCAUAAUAGGGACAGGGGGUCCUCUGUAAACAGGUUACAGGUGCAGCCUGGAGCCGUGAAGUCUGCUACCUUUGAUCUGCUCUUGCUUCUGGACCUCUGGUCUUGGCACUCACUGUCUUCUUAGAAGUCUGGGUCUAGGCCUGAAUGGGAUUCAUAGGUACAGCUGCUUCUGCUUGAAGCUGUUCUGACUUGGGGUCAAGCUGUGGCUCGGGACUGACUCAGGUGCCCUCGUGGAGUCUGUCUGCACGUAAAUAUCUCCGCUCUUCGGCAGUUCUGACACACCACCAGCAUAAUGAGUAGAGGGCUUUCUGUAGCAGUACCUAUUGUGGGGAAUAUUCAGGAUAACAAUCAUCUGGUGUGGUUCCUUCAAGGCCAGACCCUCCUAUCAGUCCCAGGGAAGCACGAUAAGGUUCCAGUCACUGUCGCCAUAGUCCCAUGCAAAUGUCCGGAGACUCUUGAGAAAGACAGAGGGAAUCCCAUCUACCUGGGAGUGAAGGAGCCCGAGUUCUGCCUGUUCUGCACAAAGGUCGGGGAUCAGCCCGCGCUGGAGCUCAAGAAGCAGAACAUAAUGGAGCUGUACAACCGACCGGAGCCCGUGAAGCCCUUCCUCUUCUACCACAACCAGACUGGCAGGACCUCCACCUUCGAGUCCGUGGCCUUCCCUGGCUGGUUCAUCGCCGCCUGUGCCACAGGAGACUGUCCUCUCAUUCUUACCCAAGAACUGGGGAAAGCCUAUAUCACUGACUUUGAGUUCACUACACUGGCUUAAGGUCAGUUUGGGGUUGCAGAUGGCUCUCCAUGCAGAGAAUCUUGCCUUGGUUUCCUCCAUUUUAGCUUUUAAGGUGCUUCUGAGAUGAACGUUAUCAUACUGACCCAUUCAACAAGGGGGAGCAGAAUUGUCACAAUUAUGUCCGAUUUUCAGAAGUAGAAAUCAGGUUAAAUGGAGAGUAAGCAGUCAAAUUUUAGGCUAGACUAAGAAGGAAGCGUCUGUGGUUGGGCUUUUCACACAAGGGUAUCUUGCUGUACCCCAAAAUAUUCAUGCAGUCACCUAAGCGUUGGGCGAGGCUAUAUGCCCUCUCCCAGGGGCCACGUGGAAAAUAGUCCAGGGAUACUGAGGGUCUUUGCCAAGGCCACAUAGCAAAAAUAAGGCACAAUUACAAAAAUAAUAAAGAAAACUCUGCUUCACACACUUGCUAAUACGACUUCAAAUAAGAAAUGAGGGGGAUUCUUCCAUUUGUAGUCCAGGUCUCCGGAUUUUCAGAUGUGUUGUUCUGUGGCGUUGGAUCAAGACCUUCUGGAUCUGCACAGGAAGAGGCAGACAUAGACGUUCCAUCAAAAAGAAGAGACUCAGAAGAGAAAGCCGAGCCCCUCCUGGGCUUGGUUUAUGUCUCCGUGAAGUUAUUUAUUCUGCUGGGUUGAAUAAGAACUAGUGUUGUUUAUGAAACUUUCACCUAAAGGGUUACCACUGGAUCUCAGAAAGAGUUAAAUUUGUGAAAUAAAAGUUUUUUCCUUUCA
Molecule: messenger RNA, 1587 nt
Organism: Equus quagga
Lineage: Eukaryota; Metazoa; Chordata; Mammalia; Perissodactyla; Equidae
Product: interleukin-36 alpha-like
Exons: 5
Coding region: 365-841 (158 amino acids)
Biological process (GO): inflammatory response to antigenic stimulus; positive regulation of gene expression; cytokine-mediated signaling pathway
Molecular function (GO): cytokine activity; interleukin-1 receptor binding
Source: RefSeq, a predicted model, not a curated record